This is a messenger RNA of Dendronephthya gigantea, 5686 nucleotides long. RefSeq lists its product as uncharacterized. The transcript has 2 exons. NCBI's taxonomy places the organism in Eukaryota, Metazoa, Cnidaria, Anthozoa, Malacalcyonacea, Nephtheidae. The coding region runs from base 98 to 4726 and encodes 1542 amino acids. Gene Ontology annotation, molecular function: protein binding. The record is from RefSeq and is a predicted model, not a curated record.
GUGAUUUGUCACGGAUCCAAUAUCGAUUCGUGUUUCAGAUUAACUCUUUUUUCUGCAUAGUUUCGUGAGAAAUAAACAAGAAAAAUCGUGCUGUGCAAUGGCGGCUGCCGAUCUUCAAGAAAAGGAAAAUUUUACGAGACUCACCAGAUUAUUAGUUGAUAAAGGAAGUGAAGCUUUGAGAAAUGAAUUUGAUGCUAUCCAUCCUCCUGCUAAUUUACCUGUGGUUCUUGCUGCCAGGCAAAAAUCUCUGCUAAGGUUAAAGUUUCGAGUUAUUAAUAAGUCCCAGUGGGAUUUACUCUACCCUCCAUCCGGCAAACAUCCAGAUUCCAAAACCUUUGAUGUUUCAUUACUCACUGUUCUAUUCCGAAACAUUUGUGGCUUACCAUCGACAGGAUGGGAUGCAAUGCCUCUUGACAGUGAUAGGUCCACGCAAGCAAACAUCAUAAGAAUCAAGACAUUUCGAAAUGAAGUCUAUGCACAUGCGACGUCGACUCGAAUGGAUGGCGCAACAUUUGAAUCUUUGUGGAUGAAAAUUGCCCAAGCAUUGGUUGAGUUAAACAUUCCGCAGGAAGAUAUUGAUGAAUUAAGAGAAUCUCCAUUAUCCUUGGAAGGAGAUAAUUCGUUGGAAGUACUGAAGAAUUGGAAAUUUAAUGAUCAAGAAUUGCUGAAAACGGUAAAGGACCUCAGUAAUGAUGUAAAGGAUAUGGCAAAAAUGACUAAAGAGAACCGCGAUGCAAUCAAGAAAAUCUGUCAGCUAAGCAUGCAGCAACAAAGUGUCAAAGAAACGUUCGAACAUUCAACAACAUGUCCUCAAAUUCAAGAAAAUACAAAUAUUGAGAUAAAUCGGCACAAGGAUGAAGAUCUUUUGCAAAAUAUCGCAAAGCAUAAUUUUGAGGGUAAAAUCAGAAAAAAGGUGAAGUAUUUUUUGCCUGGCACAAGAGAGUGGCUACUUAAGAACGUGGACGAUUGGUUUACUGGGAAUGAGCAUGAUUCAAAAAUAUUGUUACUGACAGCGGGGCCCGGUUUUGGAAAAAGUGUAUUUGCAGCAAAAAUCUGUGAAGUUUUCAGAGAGAAGGAAAAGUUGGCUGCUUGCCAUUUUUGUGACUUCAGCGAUGGAAAUCUGAGGGAUCCUAUGACGAUGCUGCAGUCUCUCGCAAGUCAAAUGUGCAAGAAUGUCGAUGGGUUUAAAGAGAAGCUUCUCGAUCAAUUAAAGCGGCCUAAUAAAAUCCAAACUAUAAAAGAGGCCUUUCGAAUAUACUUACAAAACCCCCUGGAUGAAUUAGAACUGGAAGAACCCAGUUUAGUCGUGAUCGAUGGUUUGGAUGAAAGUGCAGCAGAUAACAGAAGUGAAAUUGUGAAUUUGAUUGCUGAUUAUUUUUCAGAACUUCCAGAUUGUAUAAAAUUCUUGGUGACAAGCAGGCCAGAAAUAUCUAUAGCAAAACUCGGGGAUCUUCCGAAGAUCAAUAUCACAAACAGUGAUGCCAACAAUAACCUAGAUAUUCAAAUUUAUCUUGAAUCUUGUCUUCCAAUUUUGCGUGAAAAGGACGAAGAUAGUUAUCGAAGACUUGCGAAGAUGUGCGAAGGCUCGUUUUUGUAUGCCUAUCAUGUCCAAUCCGAACUGCAAAAACGGAGUGAUCUUGCCGACUUAACACUGGAUGAAAUAGUUGAUUUUCUCCCUAAAGGCCUUGCCUCUGUUUAUCACGCUUAUUUUCGACGCCUUGAAGACGAACUAAAGGCCAUGAAUCGCGGAAACCUUGAUGUGAUAACAAUCUUGCAAAUGUUAGCGGCGUAUAAAGAAGCUCUUCCCCUCACUUUCGUCGCUCAUGCACUUGGACUCGCUCCCAAUUGCCGUGAAACCAAGACAAUCAUUAACAAAGUUAAUGAGUCAUUAUCCUGUUUGCUGUAUGUUGAUGGUGAUUCCGUUACAAUUUUCCACAAAUCUGUUGUCGACUGGCUUUUAGCACAGGGAUACCAAGAUCACGAGUAUACCGUCACCGUCAAUGAUGGAAACAAAUUGCUUUGGCUGACCUGCGAGCAAACAAUUAAAAAAUUUAUUGAAAAAAUUCCCACUUCGAAUGAUCUCAUCGAGACUUAUGGUGAAUCGUAUGCACUAACUUAUGGUUUCUAUCAUCUAACUGAAUGCGAUAUGAAGGAAAGUUUUUUUUGGUUGGUGGACGUGGUUAUGGUAUAUCACUUCAUACGCAUAUCCCCCAGCAAACAGAUAUGGUCAUUGUUUUACUUAUGGAACGAUAUUCUUCCUGUUGAGCCGAUCUUAAGCAAUAAACAGCUGCAAGCACGAAUUUCGUGGCAUAUUAUUGAGUUGGAAUAUCUUCAGAAAAAUAUGGAGUGGACUGAAAACAGUCUUUCUUUGUCUUAUUUAAAAAGUGUUCUUACGCAUUCUCCUAAAGGCUGUUUCAGCGAUGAAGAGAAAAGGAUUGCUCAGUCGAUUUUAUUGACAUCUUCAAGCUUUUUGGAAAAUACAUAUGAUAAAUAUGACGUUGAGGUAAUACCACUAACCGUCUGGUUUGCAAGGGAAAUGAUUGAAGCUGUUGGUGUAUCUGGAAAUAAAACAAUGGCAGCUGUAGCUUUUAAUAAAAAAACUAUAUCCGUGGUGUCUAUACCAAGACUGGUUGAACUAUGGGAGUGUACAAUCGAAGGCGUAUCCAGCAUUCCUUGUUGUAUUUUUGCUCCAGAUGAUUCUUUUAUUCUGUACGGUAAACUUGAAACGGCUCUUGACAUUGCCACGAAAAAGGAAGUACCGUUUUUCACUGGAAUUUCGGAAGGCUUUGUGUCGUGCGCAUUUUCCCGUAACGGCAAGAGGUUAAUAACUAGCAACCGUUCUAAAACAAUCAAAUUAUGGGACAUUGUCCACCAAAGAAUUAUCACUACACUUCAAGCUGACAAUCCUGUUAAUUGGUGCUCUUUUGAUAUUACGGGUCUGUAUAUCAUGGCGCACAAGAAAACUGACGUAGAAGACGAUUUUAAUGACUUUGGUUUUGAAGUAGAUCAGUCUUCCAACAGAUCGUCUUUUGACGAAGAUUCUUUCAUGUAUGAUCGUGACUCGGGCACGCCUUGUUUUCAGCCUUUCGAGUUGGAAGCCGAAAAGUCUCCCGGUGAAGAAAAUGAUGAAAACGAAAUAUCCUCCGUUGGAAACUCUGACGAAGACGAUGAGUCUUUCGUUGAACGACCUGAAGCAGGACAAAAUUUUUGCGUUUGGAACACUUUUACACGGCAAAGAUGCGAUGAGCGAGUUUUACCGGAGAUUAAGAUUGAAAAUGCAUUACAUAGUAACCUAUGUAAACGUUGUUUUCGACCUGGAUUUAUGAUGCCACCGAGCUUCAAAAGGUUCAAAUAUUCGAAUAUAUCACUUUCCUUACUAUGUGAUGAAGGUGUGUCCACCGGGAUUUACAAUAGUCUCCAGUGUUGUUUUGCAUUGAAAGACCAGUCUUUAAACGUUAUAGAGAACACCCAUGGCACCACGCUUGCUCAUGGCGACAUUUUUAUCUCUGACUCUCGUCAAUACGCGGAUGAAGACGAUAGCUGUGUAUACGAUAACAAAUCUAGAGAAAUAAUGAAGAUUGAUAACAAUCUCUUGCUGUACUCAGACACCAUGAAACUGGUUGUGUUGAGAUGGUCUGAGCCAACUGUCCAUACAACUGUUUGUUACAGUUCAUUCUCUCCAGAUAGCUCUCGACUAGCAACUUGCACCUCAGAUGGAUACAUCAACAUAUGGAAUGUCGAUAGAAGGCGAGUUGAGCAACGUUUCAAGGCAAAUCAAGGUGGGAUGCCACUUCUUUGCUGGUGGUCAAAAAAGUUCUUGUUCGUAUUUAAUUUCUUCAACAAGAUUCCUAGCUUAACGAAGUAUCCGAUUGGUAAAAAUUUUCAAAUCUCACUCAAUGAAAGCCAGCAGAUAUCCCUGGUUCAUUUACGCCAAGAGUUCGUAUACGUAAGACAAGUGGUUGAUUUCACCGGGGGUUUGCUCUGCGUCCACUGCGGCAAAAGAAAACCUGUAAAAAUGCUUGAUGUCAACGCAAGGGAUGGACCACAAUUCAUCGCUUUACCUGGCAUUGAGCCUAUGAUGAAUACUAAAGUUUCGCCUGAUGCUUCCUUUGUCUUUGGUGGGGGAGAAGAUGUCUUUUACGUUUGGAAAAGAAAUACAUCGAACGCUGUUGCGUAUGACGUCUUUUAUACUCAUCGACAAACUAAUCGACAGUCAUUUGGCAGAAGUCUAACAGCGUGCUUCAGUAACGAUUCUAAACUUGCCGUCAUCGCGUAUGGAUGCAGGGGUUUAGACCACGAUGCCGUUACAAUUCUCCAAUUAGACACAGGUAAUCACGAAGAUAUACCCAUUCGUUAUUUUCAUGGAGAAUACCUGUAUUGUAUCAAGAAGAGUAGAGUUAUAGUUACGGCGAAGACACAAUUAUUAAAAUUUAUUGACAUGGAUUCCGGUGCGCUUAUUCGGUCUUCCUUUCAACGGUAUUUCAGCAACAACUUAGUUGCACAUAUGAAACUUUCCCCAAACGAAACUAUCCUAGCUUCUCCCAAAUCAAAUGGUGAUAUGGAUUUUCUUCGCCUGUCUAUUCCACAAAACCCUUUGCUUGAGAAGAUAAAAAGAAACCCAGCUAUCGAAUGGCGACAAAGAGUGCAACGGUUUCGAACGACAUACGAGCAAAAAUUUGGCUAUACUCCACAAGGGGAUAACUCCAGGAGUUAUUACAUGAUAUAAAUCGUCUACAAAACACGGUUCACAGUUACGUGUAAUCGAAAUUUUUGCUAUAAAAAUAUUGAACAGUGGAAACUGGUAAGAAUCGGCAAAUUCGUGUAGCGGCUAGACUUUGCUUGGAGCCGGUCUAGAAUGAACAAUUGGCAACUGAUAGCUCUCAUUUGCCUCUCUAACUGGGGUCACAGGCUACAGCCUGAAAGUUCAUUUAUUGACAUUGUGGUCGUGAGCGAGAUUAUAUUAAUCAUAAUAAGCAGAGUUCAGUUAACGACCAAAAAAAUAAAAUUUUGACUUUGCAUUCAUCUCGCAAGAGGCAUGUUAUGUUUUUAGCAAGAAGUAAUAGAGACCUUCAAUCACGCUGUCAACUCGACGACAGGAUUGCCCAAUGGAAAGGCCCAAUGGAAGACACAAGACAUGAAUCUCGACACAACGAUACAUGAAAGCUCGCUGUGACGUGAGAGUUGUUUUAUUAUACGUAAAGCGGAUAGCAAUAUCUGCAAGACUUUUGCAAAAAUGAUAUAUUUGUGUUUCGAUUGUGGCGGGGCGGACGAGCUGAGCACGUCGUAAGCCGCGCUUGAUAUAUGAUUAUAAAGCACCUUUUCAAAGAAAGAUAAAAUACUUGUUAAACACUUGUAUUUGUUUUUCAUGUUUUAUUGUAAGAAGUAUAGUAAUGCAUCAGGAUGUUAAUUAGUUUCAAUGAUUUUAUACAAACUGUUUUACCAUACUUUCGAAUCGAUUCGAAUCGUCAUAUUGAUGAAAUUUCGGCUAGAUCUUUACAAUCCUGUCUACGUAACCGUCUGUAUUGGCAUCUCUAUACGUAACCGUCUAUAUUGGCAUCUCUGAAGUGAACUUCAAACCUUCCACGGGGAUAUAGGGCAUCAGAAACAUUUCCGUUAAAAAAGUCAGUUAUGACAAUCCUGUAUCUAUAUAUUUCACCAUAAACAAUCCCAAAUACAAUUUUUUUUU